This is a messenger RNA of Cimex lectularius (bed bug), 4099 nucleotides long. It is a transcript of the gene woc, whose product is annotated as zinc finger MYM-type protein 3. Bases 347 to 3841 code for a protein of 1164 amino acids. The transcript has 20 exons. Lineage: Eukaryota; Metazoa; Arthropoda; Insecta; Hemiptera; Cimicidae. The record is from RefSeq and is a predicted model, not a curated record.
UAUCUUUUGCAUCGUUAAAAAUUAAUCACACUUUCAUAACCGUUGAUAAUUAAUUUUUAAUUAACGAUUGGUAAUAAGUAUAUUGUGGCCGAAACGAAAUCGAUGAUAUCUGUUAGCACUGUUUUAACCGUAAACAGUUCGGCCUUCGAGACGGGCAAUAUUUUGUUGUUAACGUUUACAAUCAACAUUUUCGAAUUUUCUUUUUUGUUUUUAUUUUAAUUUUUAUUAUGCGAGGAUCAUUUUAUGUUUUAUUUCACGAUGGAAAGUGUGACUCGAAUCGUUUUAUAGCAGAGUAGCUCAUGUUCGUGUCCUGUUGGCGUCUGAUAAUACUGGUGAAUAAAUAAAUAUGGAAAAACCCCUGGAGCUAAACGGUGUCGCAGAUCCGGCGAACGGAUUGGAUGAGGCAGCGAACAUUGCGGAAGAAUGCGCUAUAAAGAUUUCAAGCGUUAUAAGCGAAGACAUCAUUCAAUUAGACUCAGAUGACAAUGAUGCAGAACAGCCCGAUCAGUCAAUGUCGAAACCUGACAACAAUCCUAUCGAUGAAACGACGGAUUUGAACCUGGCGAUGGAGGUCCAUGACGGAGACAUCGAGGCGAUUGACCUGUGCGAUUCUGGCGAUGAGACCACCAAGGCAAAACCGACACAGCAGUUCCUCAGAGUUGUAAAAAUGCCCUGUACAGUAGAGAAUGCUGACUUCGAUAAAAAUACAAACGACGAGGUAAUUAUAACUGGUGAUAAAGAAGAGGACAUAAAUCAGUCUGUAAUUGAAAAAGACAAAAACCGUUCUGAGACUAGUCAUGCAUCUGAAAAUAUAGCCAAUUCAAUAAAUAAUACCAAUAAAGAUUUAGAGGAGCAUCAGAUUGAAUGCAAAGUUGUAAGCGGGGGUCUUCGAGAUUGUUUACAAUGUGCCAGAUACACCUCUUGUCAUAUGAUGCUGAUGAUAUCUGGCCUCGAGUGCUACUUAUGCUCUGACAGUUGCCUCAAGGAAUACCGUAGGAUGGAAAAAUUGAGCAAGGAGCAGCUGUUAUCACCAGCACCAUUGAGCCAUGCCGACUUCACUGAUGUCGAGCAGGUAUGCAUGACUUGCGGUGCCAUCACGGGUGAAGGUGUACUCUCCUGGGAAGUCAUGGACUUCUGCAAUAAGGAAUGCUUAGCCAAGUACCAGGAGAACAUAUGUAGCAAGUGCUUAUUCUGUGAGAGUAAAGUAUCACCGGCAGCCAUGGGCAAAUACUGCGUGCGCUUCGGAAACGAGAUAAAACAGUUUUGCAAAGUGAGCUGCCUCGAUGUGUACAAGAAAAACAUUAAAACGUGCUGCUACUGUCAGGUGAAUGUAUCAAUCACGGAUGAAAAUUCCACAUUCACUGUCCAGCCUAGUUCAAAGGACUUUUGCUCUAAAGAAUGUGUGGAUAAGUUUGAGCUAGUCAUGAAUAAAUCCAAAUUCAAAUUAGUAGCGGCAGAAUGUGCAGUUUGUGCGAAGACAAAAAUUGUAAUGGUUGAAGUUCUUAUGGUUGAUAAAACUACUUUGUUGUGCAGUGAUUUAUGCAUGGCUGCAUAUAAGUUUGUAAACCAAAUAAAAAUAGGACAUUGCUAUAUGUGUAAAAAAUAUUUUGAUAAGGAGUUUAUCAAAGAAAUAGUUAUAUUUCAAGAAAAUAUACCAUAUAGGUUCUGCUCCAAUAAUUGUAUGAAUAUAAACAUUUUGUCUAAGAGAAAAAUUAUGUCUUGCGUGUGGUGUAAAGCGAAGAAGUAUAAUUUUGACAUGAUACAUCAAAAGAAGAAAGUUUCCCCGUUAAACAGUGACCAAAACAGCUCGCCAGUUUUUGUAAGCAUGUACAUCUGUUCUUUGAACUGCUUUACCCUCUACUGUGUAUCUUUGCAAGCAGGCACUGCAUCAAGUCAAAUGUGCACCCAGUGCAAGAAGAUCGACCUCCGCCUCUUCCAGCUCAGCAUGUCCGACGGGACAUUCAGGGACUUCUGCUCGUACGAUUGUGUCAAGGAGUUCACAAACCUGAGUAAGAAGGGGAAAAAAUUUCUAAAAGUCAACCCUCAUCCCACCAAUGCAGUCGACAAGCAGAAAAUGGGUCAAUUCAGUCGAAAAUCUACGACUCCAAGAAUUGUAGGUAUGCAGAAGGAUAACACGAAAAAGAUAGGACCGCCACCCCUGGUCAUAAAAACGAAUCAGGCGGGAUUAACUGUGAAAACCCCUGGCCUCGUCCAGGCAACAGCAGGGCAACUUAAGAACCAGAUUGUCAAUGUACUGGUCAAGCCUAGACCACCAAUCCCUAUCAAGAACAAAAUGACGCAAUCCCGCGUGAUCACGGUUACCAAGGGGGUUUCCUGUAGGCCAAAUAUUAAUCGGAGAGGGACUCAGACAGAUGACAAUGAUACAGAAAUAGAUCAUGACUGCUGUAUAUUAAGAGGCAUGGUACCAGUACCUGUUCCUAUAUAUGUGCCAGUGCCAAUGGCGAUGUACAGCAUUCCAGUUCCGACUGUCCUACCUGUUCCUAUUCCGGUACCCGUACCGAUAUUCAUUCCAACGACGAGAAAUAAUUCUAAACAGAUAUUCGAAGAUAUAAAGAGGAUACAGGAGAAGAUGCCAAGCGAUCCAUUUGAGGCGGAAAUUUUAAUGAUGGCCGAAAUGGUCGCUGGGGAGAAAAAGGAUGCUGAUGAUCCUGUCACACCGACCUUGCCGGACAACCAGGAGCCGAAUACCCAACAGCCGUCAAAUCCAGAGAGCAGCUUUAUUUCGGAUGAAGUGAUGGAGGGCAGCAACACCUUUGGCGACGACAUGCUUCAGAUGGCCCUGAAGAUGGCGUCCGAUCUCGAAGACACCCUGGAUAACUCACUGGAGAAUUCAGAGGAAAGGGGGAAAAAGAGGAGCAGCGACUCUCCCAAUGAGCCUUCCAAGAGGCGCCACAGUGGGGAUUAUGAAAAACCAGAUGCACAAAUGGCUCUCAAAUUUACACUCGGAGUCAAUGCUUGGACGCGUUUUGCCAGAAAUUGGAAUAAAGAGAUUGAACUGGGCAAAGAGGGUAAACAAGUAAAAACGGAUUUGUUAUCAAUGAUGCCAGAAGAACUCAACGCAUCACUUACGCUGUUCUUGAAGGAAGCUAGAAUGGCAAACGGAUCAGACUACUUACCAGAUGCCAAACUGUAUCUCAUGCUCGGAAUACAAUAUUACCUGUUUGAAAGCGGCCGAAUUGAUGAUAUAUUCUGCGAUUUGAGCUGCAUCACGUUUACAGACACGUUGAACGAAGAGGCAAAAAAAUUCCUCACGCUCUAUCCAAAACAGGAAAAUGUAAUUACGAGGGUGGAAGAGGAGCAUUUAUGGGAAGGCAGACAUUUAGGAGCACAUUCCCCCUACAGCCUUCUCACAGCACUUAUUUAUUUUAAUACAAAACACUUCAAUUUAAUGACUGUCGAAGAGCAUAUGCAGCUUUCUUUUUCACAAAUCUCUAUACACGAAAAGAGAUGUGCCAGCCCGACGCUAGUGCCUCAUUCGAGCAGAACGAGCGACGGCAAAAUCACCUAUCUUAGGUACACUCCAGCACAAUCAACUCUAGAUGCAAACCCGAAGAAGAAAAGAGUUUAUGAACAGUAUGAAAAUAAGAAUAACCCAGGGAGGUGUCCAGUUAUGCUUUAUAAUUUCUACUUGUCAAGAUGCCCUGAAAGUAUGAAAAAGAGAAACAAUGUAUUUUACCUACAACCUGAGUGGGCUGGCGUAGCUGAAAGCCCAUUCUGGUAUUCGGCCAACGCGCUUCCUGAGGAGACGUUGCAGAAGAUUCUAAACAGGUUCAAGAUGGUCAAAGAGAUCAACCAACCCAUGAAGGAAGAUUUUUUAUAAGGCUUUUUUUCUUAACCGACUGUACAUAAGUUGUAUAAAAAAACACGGAUUAACUAUUUUAUUCUCUUUUUUUAAACAUUCAUUACAUGUAGAUGCUAUCUGUUUCUGAUUUUCAGAAAAACCUGCUAAGAAGUUAUGUUAGAUUGAAAUAUAAAACAUACCUUAUUUACACAAUUUAAUUUUUAGCUAAUGUUUAAAAAUUAUUUUUCAAUAAUUCUUCGUUUUUAAAAAGUGCAAUAAAGUUGUUGUACAAUUUGG